AUGGAUAAAGCCCACUGCGAAGAAAACAGAAAACACCACGAUAAUUGUGAUGUUAGUACCGGAGACGUAUCGAAGAAGAGCUUUAGAUGGUUUCACAAGAUUAGAUCAUAUGUAGCUCUACUCUUUACAUUGAUCGUUGUUGAAUGCGCUAUGUUUGCUUAUAUGGCGUCUGUCCUCCCAACGCUUGAACGACGGUAUAGUUUCACUUCUCAGCAAAUAGGAACUUUGGUAAUUGCAAGUCAAUUCUUGUCCGAACCAUACGAAUAUGACCAAGCCAGCAACAAUACUGGCGGUGUAAGUGAGUUUGGCUUGUGUUCAACUGCUGUAAGUGAAAGUCAAGAGUUAAACGAAGAUGAAAUUGAACAGUCACAAGAAGGUCGUGUGGCAUAUAAUCUGUAUUUCUUGGGACGUAUGAUUUCUGGAAUUGGAGGGACGUUCUACAGUACCCUGGGUUAUUCUUAUGUUGACGACUUUUCAGGCAAAAAAUCGGCAUUUUAUAUAGGCAUAAUCGAAGCGUCAUGGGGCAUAGGCCUACCUCUUGGAUUUGGAGUCAUCAGCUCUGCUUGUCUCAGCAUAUACGUAGAUUUUUACCGUGUAGAUAUGAACACAAUUGGUCUGACUGAUAAAGAUCCACGUUGGGUUGGAGCAUGGUGGCUAGGUGGAAUUGGCGGAGCUAUCGCCCUGUUGUUGCUGUCCAUUCUGUUCUGUUUCUUCCCAAGAGAAAUGCCAGGAGGGCGAAGGGAGAUCCCCGAGUCGGAAAGCAGAUAUACCAAGAACUCCGACGUUGUUUCAUAUAGCGGAAUGAACGUUUUACUCCACGGGAAAGAAAUACUGGUCAAUGCAUGGAACAUGUUGAAAAAUCCAAUUUUUAUAUUGACUGUGCUUGCCUAUGCUAUCAACAAUCCAGUAGGCUUCGUAAUAUUCUUGCCAAAGUACUUCCAAAAAGAUCUGGGUUUCACAUUUAGUACUGGGAACUUAAUCAUAGGUUUUCUUUGGCUGUUUCCAAACUUUCCGGCUUGCCUUGUUUGUGGAUACAUUAUCAAGCGACUAAAAUUAAAGCUGAUUGGGUUGAUGAAAUGUUGCAUAAUAUUAGUUGGUGUCAUCGUUGUGUCUAAUGGUCUAGCCAUGGUGUUUCCGUGUGAAGGCCCUUAUUUGGAAAGAAGCCGGGAUAGCAGUCUAAUCACAGAAUGUAAUACAGACUGUAGCUGCAAAUUAGAUCAUUACCAACCUGUUUGUGGUUCAAAUGGUCUAAAUUAUUACUCGCCGUGUUAUGCAGGAUGUUCAGAAAGUAUUGGUCCUAAGAAUUACACCAUGUGUGCAUGUAUUGACGACAUUAACUUGGAAAGCACAUUUGCUUCAGAUGAGCUGUGUAUCGAACCAAUAUGUAACUAUGUUGCGGGAUUCAUGUUUUUCAUGGCAGUAUUCGCAAUAGCUAAUGCUACAAUUAGUCUUCCAGUUACUAUGGUUACUUUAAGGUGUGUUGACGAAAACAAGAAGUCAUAUUCUCUUGGAAUGAAGAGCACAAUUCGUAACCUUUUGUUGAUUCCGUACAGCAUUGUAGCUGGAAAACUCAUGGACUCUACGUGUAUACUGUGGCGCGAGGAAGGAGGUGAACGUGGUGCAUGCGCACAAUAUGACAAUUACCUCUUCCGGGUGGUAUUCCUUGGAGCAAGUUGUGCCCUAAGUGGUGUGUCAUUCAUCAUGUUUUGUUUUACUUUGUUCCUCCUUAAACGCCGACAUCAGGAUGAGGGAUGUGAUGUUCAAAUAGGAAUGAGUACACCAGAAGGGCUCGACAACCCUACAUUUGCGGUCGAAAAAAAUGGUGUAACCAAGGAAGCAACAAAAAACCUCUCAAUUCAGCAAGAAAGUAUCAUGACAAGUGCUGGUUCCAUUGGUUCACUCAUUAGUAUUCCAUUUAUCAGUUAUUUUCAUGGUGGACAGAAUCGACAUAGACCACAAUGGAUCGGAAUCGGUGUUCUCAUCUCGGGUUCAUCAAUAUUUCUCAGUAUUCUACCCCUAUUUUUUUCUAAGCCCUAUUCAUACGAUCAGACCGGUAAUUAUUCUGCCAGUGAUGGAGAUGCUGGUUCUUGUUCUAAUACAAGUCAGUCUUGCAUGGAAAACGUGCGCGUACACAAAGAAGAAGACACUCUGGCGUUUUAUUUGUCAUUCAUUGGUCGUUUCUUAUCUGGAAUUGGAUCGAGUUACUACAAUACGCUUGGGUUCUCAUUUAUAGAUGACUUUUCAGGUGAUAAGUCAUCUUUCUACAUUGAAAUGCUGCAUAUUGUGUGGAGCCUGCUGAAGAACCCUAUAUAUCUAUUAACCGUGAUUGGUUGUUCUCUCUCCCAUCCUGUUGGUUUUGUGUUAUUUCCACCGAAAUAUUUUCAAAAAGAUCUGGGUUUCAGUGCAAGUACCGCAAAUCUUAUCAUAGCCUUCAUGUGGCUGUUUCCAGAAUUUCCCGUGAAUAUUGCAUUGGGAUACUUUAUCAAAUGGAAGAAACUGAAAUUGACCGGCUUGACUAAAUUUAGCAUAAUUAUAGUUUGUGGUCUAAUUGUAUUAAAUGGUCUUGCAUUAUUUUUACAGUGUGAAGAGCCUUAUCUUGUUGAAAGCAGGCAAAAUUACAGUGAUUGUACAUGUAUUGAUAAUAAGAGGCCCGAGACUACGUUUGCUACAAGUGAAUUAUGUAUUGAGCCGAAAUGUGCACGUUUUAUUCCGUUUAUGUUUAUUAUGAUGUUGACAGCCAUUGCUAAGUGUAGCACUGAUUUACCAAGCACCAUGGUUUUAUUAAGAUGUGUUGAUGAAGGCAAGAAGUCAUUUUCGAUUGGUAUUAAAACCAUCAUAGGCUCGCUAAUAUCCAUACAACUGGGCAUUAUUGCUGGGAAACUCAUUGAUCUCACAUGCAUUCUCCGACGAGAGAAAUGUGGUGUACGCGGAGCAUGCGCACAAUACAACAACGCCAUGUUUCGUGUACUGUUCAUAGGCGCAGAUAUUUCCGCCAGAAUAAUUGCCGUAUUGUUCUACAGCAGUGCUUUAUUUAUACUCAGAAAACGACAAGUGAAAGAAUCUGAGGAACGUGUUGAAUAUUCCACUAACAGUAUUGCAGAACCCGACGAUAUAUUGGGCAGACUUCUCGAGAAGACAUGA
Saccoglossus kowalevskii is the source of this 3141-nucleotide messenger RNA. RefSeq names its product solute carrier organic anion transporter family member 1A6-like. Gene Ontology annotation, molecular function: protein binding. Gene Ontology annotation, biological process: transmembrane transport; sodium-independent organic anion transport. The record is from RefSeq and is a predicted model, not a curated record. Lineage: Eukaryota; Metazoa; Hemichordata; Enteropneusta; Harrimaniidae. Gene Ontology annotation, cellular component: basolateral plasma membrane.